AGAGCAGCUCUCCGCGCCCUGGGGGAGCGGGGCGGGGUGGCAGAGGCGAAAAGCGGCACCUGCACGCUUACAUCCGCACCCGCAUCCCGCAUUCCUCACACCCAUCCACGCCCUCACCCCGGGGCCGGGGCCGGGCCGCGCCUUGGCCGCGGGGGCGCGGGGCUGCGGCCCCGGGGGCAGCGCGGGGAGCCCGCACCGCCCGCCCGGGCACAGCCACCGGCGCCGCCGGAGCGGGGGGCGGGGGCUGCUCGCCGGGGCGGGGGCUGUCACGGGGCUGGGACGAUAAAACGGGGGGUAAUUGCAUUUAGGCAAAUGAGGCAGUCUCGGCCCUCCCCGUCUGCAGGCAUAUAAAGCGGGGAGCGCUGCCGCGGCCGGCCCAUGCGCUCGGAGAGCAGCGCUCGCCCUGCGGCUGCGGACGGACGUCGAGGCGGCGAUGAGGCUCCCGCUGGCUUUCGCCGUGCUCCUCCUGGCCUCGUCGCAGGCGCUGGGCGAGGAGAUGGGAGCCAGCGACGACCUCAGCUACUGGUCCGACUGGUCCGACGGUGACCAGGCGAAGGAGGAGCUGCCGCUGCCCCUGGAGCACUUCCUGCAGAGGAUGGCCCGGAGACCCCGGCCCCAGCAGUUCUUCGGCCUCAUGGGCAAGCGGGAUGCCGGAUAUGGCCAGAUCUCUCACAAAAGGCAUAAAACAGACUCCUUUGUUGGACUUAUGGGCAAAAGAUCUUUAAAUUCUGGGUCCUCUGAAGGGAGCAUAGCACAGAAUUACGAACGGAGGCGUAAAUGAGACGUUCCUGUGUGAUAUUUAUUAAACUUCAUUUGUUCUAAUGGCCAAUGCAGUGUAAUAUAAACUAACCACUGUAUGAAAUAAUUAUUUAUUUAAUAACUGAAGGGGUUUGGUUUUUUUGAGUUGUACAUUCAAUAAAAGCAUUAUUUUUCAUAUUGUGGCAGUGACACGUGUUGUGUAGGUGUGCUGUGGUUCUGAAAGGACCAGCAACCCUGGUGAUGUCUCACAACAAAGCACAUGUUUGAAAUGACCUGUAGAGUCAUGUUUACUAAACAAGCAAGUAUUCUUUUGUUCAUUGAAAGUGAGUCUAUCAGCUUCACAGCUAGUGCAGAAGAGAACUGAUGUUCAGUCUAGUGCCUCGAUUUGUUUUCAUGGUUUAUUAUGCACUGUAAUUUCUGUAUGAAAAAAUAUAUUUGUAUCAUUGCAGCAUGUUUUAUGUUCCUGUGAUUAUGCAUCAAUAUAUUUUAAAAAGGGGAAUGGGUAAUGUUUGAAUGGGAAUCCAAGGUCUUCAUUUCAUAGUUUGAAAUUUUAUGAUAGUAACAUUUUAAAUAAAAACUACUCUGGGGCUUUUGCAACAUA
Messenger RNA from Passer domesticus (house sparrow), 1360 nucleotides. It is a transcript of the gene TAC1, whose product is annotated as tachykinin precursor 1. Gene Ontology annotation, biological process: tachykinin receptor signaling pathway. The coding region runs from base 434 to 781 and encodes 115 amino acids. The transcript has 6 exons. Lineage: Eukaryota; Metazoa; Chordata; Aves; Passeriformes; Passeridae. The record is from RefSeq and is a predicted model, not a curated record.